Carya illinoinensis is the source of this 571-nucleotide messenger RNA. RefSeq names its product disease resistance protein TAO1-like. Lineage: Eukaryota; Viridiplantae; Streptophyta; Magnoliopsida; Fagales; Juglandaceae. The record is from RefSeq and is a predicted model, not a curated record. Bases 5 to 571 code for a protein of 188 amino acids. Gene Ontology annotation, biological process: defense response. The transcript is spliced from 3 exons.
UUGGAUGCAUCACUUGCUACAAGAUUUGGGUCGAGAAAUUGUUCGUCUAGAAUCACCCAACGAACCUGGUCAACGUAGUAGAUUGUUUUUUCAUGAAGAUGUCUGUCAUGUGUUGGAAGAAAGCAUGGGCACAAACAAAGUUGUAGGCAUGAUAAUAGAAAUGCCCGAAGGCGAAGAAGUGAUAAAGUUGAAUUCCAAAGCAUUUGAACAGAUGAAAAGACUUAGAGUGCUUAUCAAUCGCAAUGCAAGUUUUUCAAGUGGACCUAAUUAUCUCUCCAACGAAUUAAGAGUACUUGAUUGGUUUGAAUAUCCGCUACAAUCUUUGCCACCCAAUUUCCAUGGAAAUAAACUCAUUAUGUUUAAAAUGCAUGGUGGCUUCAUUAGGGAGUUAAGCUUCAUCAAGUUUAAGAAUAUGACAAUUAUGAAAUUCAAUGACUGUGAUUUCUUAACAAAAGUUCCAGAUGUUUCAAGCAUCCCAAAUUUGAAGGAAUUGAUUGUCAAAAGGUGUACAAAUUUAGUUGAGGUGCAUAAUUCCGUUGGAUCCCUGGAGUAUCUUUGUAAAUUGAGUUGA